AGUUUGGGUCAUCCUUUGCUAAAAAUUACUGUUAUAUAAAACCUUGAUGAGAUAAUAACUAAUAACAAAUUAAUAAAACUCAGAGUUUCAAGGUUCGAAACACAUUAUUAUUUGAUCGUUCGCUCGCAAACAAGUCUUAGUAAAAAUGGCUCCAAAAUUAUACAGUAUCCCAGGUAGUCCCUCAGUUAGAGCCGUUUUGCUGUGUGCCAAAGUUUUAGACCUCGAACUCGAAUUGAUCCCUGUUGAUUUGUUCAAUUUGGACCACUUAAAAGGCGAAUAUUUAGAGAAAAAUCCCCAACACACUGUUCCUCUUUUAGACGACGAUGGAUUUGUCUUGGCUGACAGUCACGCCAUCAUGGGUUAUUUGGUGAAUAAAUAUGGCAAAGACGAUUCUCUAUAUCCAAAAAACGACAGCAGGCUUAGAGCAGUCAUUGACCACAAGCUACAUUUAGACUCUAGUGUUCUUCUUAUUAAAGGAUUGGCCAUAUCUAAGCCGCUCUUGUUCCAAAAAAUCCUCCCGACUGAAGAAAAAAUCAAGGAACUCAAAGAAGCCUUUAAAAUCGUGGACGCGAUUUUGGAAAAGAGUCAAACCCAAUACAUUGCCGGUGAUAAUUUAACCAUAGCUGAUUUUAGUAUAAUCACGACGGUUACGUCUUGGGAUGCUUUCACUCCCUACGCUGAAUUCCCGCAUCUUAAGGCCUAUAUUGAAAGAAUGCAGCAGCAACCUUGGUACGAAGUUAAUAAGGAAGGCCUGGCUAUGUUGCGAAAAGCAGUUCAAGAUACCAUUAGUGCAAUUAAGAAACAAUAAAUAUACAGUUUUUUUUAUUAAUUCUGGCACUAUUUUCUUUUUCUUUAUAAAAGUCUUGUGUCCAUUAUUUGGUUUCAAAAUUAGUACGGAGGUGCAGUAUGGCACUUAGGGGUUGAUGAAAAAAAUCUUCAAAAUUUUGAAUAUAUAUAGGUAGUUUGUGAAUUGAACCAAAAAUCCGUCUAUUAGGAAAGAAAGCGAUCUUUGUACGGAUUUUGAUGCACUAUGGGUAUUUGACUAAAUAUUUUUCAAAAUUAAAAACCUCAACUCCUCUAUAAUCAAGAUCAUUCCAAACAAAGCAAGAUUAACC
Molecule: messenger RNA, 1115 nt
Organism: Ceutorhynchus assimilis (cabbage seed weevil)
Lineage: Eukaryota; Metazoa; Arthropoda; Insecta; Coleoptera; Curculionidae
Source: the annotation of a GenBank genome assembly